AUGGAUCUCGCCAGUUUGCUCAGGUCCUGCUGUCUCCUACUGCUCCUGGGGGCCCUCCCUGGACGGGCAACUAAUGAAGGCCCCAUUGAGAAGGUCAUUGAAGGGAUCAACAGAGGGCUGAGCAAUGCCGAGAGAGAGGUGGGCAAGGCCCUGGAAGGCAUCAACAAUGGCAUCACUCAAGCUGGACGGGAAGUGGAGAAAGUUUUCAAUGGACUUAGCAACAUGGGGAGCCAUACUGGCAAGGAGGUGGAGCACGGUUUGGACAAAGUAGCCCAUGGGAUCAACAGUGGCGCUGGACAAGCAGGAAAGGAAGCAGAGAAGUUUGCCCAUGGGGUCAACCACGCUGCUGGACAGGGAGGUCAUCAAGGCGGGCAUACGGUUCAGCACGGAGGGGCCGCAACCACCACAUUGGCAUCUGGAGCCUCGGUCAACAAGCCAUUCAUCGACUUUCCAGCCCUGUGGAAGACCGUCGCAAACAUCAUGCCUUAAACUGAUGCUCAGACAACAGGACGUUCCUGUUGUCAAAGCAGCCGGACUGUCCUGGGGGAGCUGGGGGCAGGGGGGACAGCUUCCUGGAGGCCCUCGAGGGGCCAUGCUGAGAUUUGUGAAUAAACAUGACACACUGUC
Messenger RNA from Jaculus jaculus (lesser Egyptian jerboa), 627 nucleotides. RefSeq names its product suprabasin (gene Sbsn). Bases 1 to 489 code for a protein of 162 amino acids. The record is from RefSeq and is a predicted model, not a curated record. The transcript has 4 exons. NCBI's taxonomy places the organism in Eukaryota, Metazoa, Chordata, Mammalia, Rodentia, Dipodidae.